This is a messenger RNA of Symbiodinium natans, 1614 nucleotides long. The record is from the annotation of a GenBank genome assembly. Lineage: Eukaryota; Dinophyceae; Suessiales; Symbiodiniaceae.
AUGUCCGAAGUGACUGUGAAGAAUGACCUGCAAGCUGCGCUAGAAAUAAGGGCUGGUGAGGCGUGGCAGGUCCUCUAUCCAGACGGGCAGGUGAAUUUGGAGGUCGAGAGCGGCUCCAGGGUGACUCUGAGGCUCCGAGAGGCACCCGAGAUCGCAGGCAGGUCGGUGCAGACGCAGACGGACGUUUUGUGCGCCAGCUGCGACUUCGGAGCCUUCGGAGGACAGGCCAAGCAGUGGCUGGAGGCAAGGGCCCGGGAGAUCGACGAGGAGGCGAAGCGGCGUGAGGAGCUGCAGACACAGAUGAACAGGGAAGCCCGGCAAGAGGCGAACACUACAGGGCUGUUCGACAAUUGCUUCUAUCUCCUUUUGUUUCUCCACUUGCCCAUCAUCAUCCUGGUUCUCUUGGCAGUGGCGCCCUUUGACGGGGAUGAAUUUCUGACGACCUUUGAUCGAACUUGUGCACUCUUCGUCUGCUGCUACCUGGGCGCCUGUGUCCCGGUGCUGGCUUCUCCUUCCCACUGGAUUGUUAAGGCGCCUGGGUAUGAGCGCUGGUGGAGCGGUGUCGCAUGGCUUGUGGGCUGUUUGGCCCUGCUAUGCGUUGUCUGGAUGAGUGUUAGCGACAUCAUCAGCGGCUGGUGGUACACGCUGCUGAUCCUUUGGCCUUGUCCGUGCUGCGUCUUCGUCUAUCGUUGUUAUCACAGACAUAACAAAAGCAUGUCCCCGGGUGAAUCUGCACGCGAGCUCGACAUUCUCGAGAGCCGAGACAGGGAAGCUCUUGUAUAUUGGCAGCAGAAGGUCCGCUCCCGCACCAUUGUCUUCCACGGGUCUGUCAUUGCAGAGUCCGGGCGCCCCUGCGUGGCUUCGUGGCCGGGCAAGUAUGAGGGCGCCUGGGAUGCACUGGUUCGAAGCAGCCGCGAGCGCGAAACAAGUGCGGCCGUGGUGUUCCUGCCAGAGGGCACACCAUCCUUUGGCCGACAUGCCAGAAUCCCAGCCAGUGAGAACAUUUCAGGGAGAUGCUGGUGCAUUCCCCUCUAUGGGGAGCAGAAGCCGUGGGGAUGUCUCUGGUGGAAGCAGUGGAUGGCAAAUGUGCGUAUAGCGCAUGCAUGCGGCGCACCGCUGGAAGUUUACUAUUUCGAGAACUCUGUGGGAGCAGGCAAAGUGGCAAGCUUCGCGACAGCAGGAGCAGAGCACCUUCGCAGGGACGAGAUAAACAGCAGGAUGCAAGAGUUCAAAGAGUCGGAAUCAUUUCAGGCAGCAAUCAAGGCUGGGGUCGGGAAGCUCUCUAGGAAGACCGGAAGAGACAGCAGCUCGCAGUACAGCAGAGAACUUCGACGUUUGUUCCUAGCCUGGUUGCCACCCGACGACCGCGAAUUUAUUCUGGCAUCCGAGGGACUAGGCAACUCACAAAAGGCCGAGGUGGCCUGGCUGGACAUGAAGGGCUACCCGUACAUCGAGGUAGAUGUGAGCAAAUGGCUCAAAGGAGAUCACAUGGUGCCCAUACCUUCAGCUGAGACAAGUCAUCAAGAUUUGCGGAAUCUUGAAAUUGUCCCUAUGCCCAAGGCAUAUGGACAGAGAGAUUCAGAAGCUCCUGACCUUCCUGGAGCUGUGAGCUAA